AUGGCCACUCUUGUCAUGCAAUCGCUAGGUUGCGACGUAUCCGCAAUCAACACGGUGCAUUAUAGCAAUCACACGGCAUACAAGCAAAUCAAAGGCACCAAAACAUCCGCGACCGAAAUCCUCGACCUUUAUGAAGGACUACGUCAAUCAAACCUCACCAACUUCGAUGUACUCCUGACAGGAUACAUGCCCAGCGCUGAGGCCGUGCAAGCAAUAGGGACGAUUGGCAGGGAUAUCAAGCUCAAUGCUGGCACGAAGCCUGGCAGCUUCUUCUGGGUGCUCGAUCCGGUCAUGGGCGACAAUGGCAAGUUGUACAUUCCAGAAGAUGAGGUGCCAGAGUACAAGGGGUUAUUGCGCGAAGCAGAUCUCAUUCUCCCGAACCAAUUCGAGGCCGAGUUACUGUCUGAUACGCCGAUCACCGAUCUCAAGUCCCUUGCCGCUGCGAUCCAAGUCCUUCACAAGACCUACCAGGUCCCUCACGUAAUCAUCACGUCCCUUCGCUUGACGCGCGACAACCAGACUAUACCCUCGAGACCAGUGUCAAAGGCUGGCACAGGCACGAAUACUCCCUCGGAUCCUCAGCAUCUCGAUUCAGCAGCAUCCCAACCAGGUUCACAACCCCAAGCGCCACAGAUCGACCUCAACGAUGUCGAAAACCUUACCAUCAUUGGCUCCACCGCAACCUCGGACUACAAACCGCGUCUCUUCCGCAUCGACACCCCGCAACUACCUCUCUUCUUCUCAGGGACAGGAGACAUGUUCGCAGCGCUGACAAUUCCCCGUCUGAUUGAAGCUGUACACGCUGCUUCUACGCCUGAGUUCAAUCUUCAUGCGAAAUCAAGCUGGCGGUCACCCGACCAUGUGUCGGCUGAGGAACUUCCUUUGGCGAAAGCCUGCCAGAAAGUUCUCGCGUCUAUGCAAGCCAUACUCACGCGCACAACGUCGGUCUGCCAGGAGAAGAUGGCUGCAUAUGAUGCUCGCGCUGCAAAAGAGGGCCGUGGUGGAGGGGACGAGGCGGAUGAAGAGAUUAGCAAGAAGCGUCAUUUGGCGCUCAUGAAUGCUAGUGAAGUCACAGUGCCGCGGUACGUGAAGGAGAUGUUGGAUCCGCCGGAUCUUGAAAGGUUCAGACCACGGACAGUGUACGAGGGCGAAAGUGUGCCUGACCAUGUUGGCGAGAGGACGCCUGACGACUUGAAUGUGCUGCAUUUGGGUGUUGGAACUAAGGACGGUGGUGCGAUGCAGGUACUACAGGAAGGCAAUCAGGGCAAAGCUGUCAGGAAGGACGAGAGUUCAUGA
Molecule: messenger RNA, 1296 nt
Organism: Alternaria arborescens
Lineage: Eukaryota; Fungi; Ascomycota; Dothideomycetes; Pleosporales; Pleosporaceae
Exons: 4
Coding region: 1-1296 (431 amino acids)
Biological process (GO): pyridoxal 5'-phosphate salvage
Cellular component (GO): cytosol
Molecular function (GO): pyridoxal kinase activity
Source: RefSeq, a predicted model, not a curated record